AUGGAGGAAAGCGAAAAACUAGAAGAACCGUGCAGAUUAUGCGACGAAAACGCCGAGAAGUUGGUAAGCAUCUUCGACAAGAACGAAGAAGGUGUCGAAAUACUUCAAGUUAUCAAGGAUUGCAUCCCGAUUGUGAUUUACAGAACCGACCCGUUAUCGAAAAACAUUUGCGAAUCGUGUUUGGAAAGCCUCUAUUCGCUCAGCAGCUUCAAGAAGAAUUGCGAAGAAAUCGCCCACAAACAAAAAGAGAAACUCGGCGCAGUUCCUAAUAAGAAACACCAAGCUUUUUUGGCUUGCGGCGAACGAACGGAUGAAAUAUCCGAACUACAAGACGCCUCCACGUCGACGGACGACAUCAACACGUUCUGCAACAAUUGCAAACAAUCCAUACUCGACGGUAACUUGAUUAACGGCGAAUUAGAAUUGGCCAUCGCCGAAUCGCUGGCCAAAAACAAAAUGCGCACCGAAUCGGCGGAGAAAUCCCUCAGAAGGCGUAAAGUCGUUCCGUUCUAUCACGAACUAGACGAUUCCCUGUGCAGCAGCCUAACCGAGUAUACCCAAAAUACCGAAGGAUCUCAAAUGUUCGAAGACAACAGUGAUAUAGAUGGCUCCGACGAUGACUCGGACGUAGCACACUCCCGUAAAAAACGCAGGAUUAUGUCAGACGAAGAAGACGCAGAAGACUCGGAAAGAAAUGGUAGAAAAGACGGAUCGAUAUCGAACCUACACGAAUCGAAACCUCUAACCGACGAGGAUUUCGCGCAAUUAUACCAACACGAAGAGUGCCACAGGUAUCAACCGUUCUCGUUGCUUCAACUCGCUCUAAACGUCAUCAACGUGGCCAUCGUGCAGGACUACCAACCCGACGAUUUCCUCCUGCAAACGGUAACGCCCGAAUGCAGGCGAUGCAAUCGGAAAUUCCGCAAUCUGAAGGUCCUGUCGAUACACGAGAAGCUCCACAUGGAAGUGGAAGCAGGCGAGAAAAUCGACAAUCCUCUACCGUGGCACGAUAGCAGAGAAAACGCCGACGUGAGGAACAAAUGGUUGAAUUAUUUCGAUGAAAAUGGAUACGAAGAUGAUGAUAUUAUAAUCGAUGAUGUAGUGAGUACGAGUGUGUGUAAUGACAAUUUGUUAAUACCGUUGGAAGAAUGCAAAACCGACAGUUCCGGUAAAUUAACGGGCGAAGAGAAAUUAGUGUUAGUCGGCACCCAACCGAUGGUAAACGGCGUGUAUUUAGGCGACUAUUCCAAAGACGAACGAAAGCUGCUCUAUCAAACCAUGAGGAUACAAGGCGUCAAUAAAAAAUUCUGCCCUCUAUGCAGGUACACGUUCAAAGACAACUGGGCGAUAGAAAGCCACUAUUUCUCGCUGGCCUGCUACUACACGUGCCGCUACUGCGGCAUGCGCUUCAACAAGCAACGGCACAAGUUCAAAGAGCACGUCGACGAGCACGAGGCCAACAAGGACGAUUUCUCCGAGAAGAUAUUCGCCGCCAACAAGCUGAGCAACGUCAUACCGAAGGUGAUCCAUCCGCCUAAGCCGAGGCGGAUCGUGGUGACCCAGCACAACCCGCCGCCCGAGAUGGUGGCCGCCAACAAUCAGUUCUUCAGCGGUCCCAGCGUGCACCAGCAGCAGAUGGCUUACUCGCAACAGCCCAAACGGAGCUUCAUGGAACGGAAGACUCUGCAGCCGAAUUUGCAGAACGUCGUGAUUAAGGAGGAACCGCAGGAUAAUAGAGAGAUUCAAGCGUCGCAAUCGAAGACCGGCAAUCAGGCGUACUUCUGUCGGAAGUGUUACAAAGUGUUUUUCAAACUCGACGAGUUUAAUAUACACAGUAAAAAUUGCGAUUUCGCGCAAUUCCCGCAAGCGCGGAACAACUCUACUACCGUCAAUAAGGCGAUAUCCAAAAAUGGAGACGUUUCGCCGGCGGGCCGGCCUAUAAGAAACUGCGCCAAGGAAGUGGGGCCCUACAAAGACGAUGUGUACCUGCCGGAGCACAUAAUGAAAGACCCGAAAUCGCCGGCGCAACAAUCGACCUUCGUGUGCUUCAUCUGCAACACGCCGUUCCCGACGAUCUACUCGCGCAACAGCCACAUGCGCAUCCACAAGGGCGAGACCCAGGGCCAGUUGACGUUGCACCAGCCGCCGCCGACGACGACGACGGUGAACAACCGCCGGCCUGCAAACAACCAGCUGAACUACCGCCAACCGCCGCCUCCUCAAAGCCACUAUUUGGACGCUGUGGUCAAGCAGGAACCGCUCGACAUGGAAACGAUGGAGCCGAUGGUGGAGAUACACGAGCAGGAGCAGGAGCAGGAACAACAGACCGGUUUCCCGACGAGCCUCGGCGAAGGGGCCGUCAGUAUCACGCCUAUCGUGAAGAAUCCCAAGCAGAAGGCGACCAUCAACGCGAGCGUCAUGAAAAUCGUGCAGAGCAAUCCGAAUUUGUCGAUCAAAAAGGCGCCCGAGAAGAUCCAAUCGUUCGCGCCUACGACGAGCUACGGCCAGAUGCCGUUGGGGGUCGCUGUCGUAGCGCCGCCCGAUCCCGACAGAUCGUACAAGUGCUCGUCGUGCUGGGAAGCGUUCGCGAACAAAUCUCACCUGUACUUCCACAAGAAGAAUCAGUGCGAGGGAUCGAGGUUGCCUUGCCCGUUCUGCAAGAAACGGUUCGGGACCGAGGCCGAGUACAGUUCGCACAUUUACUACAGCCACCCGGAGUAG
Messenger RNA from Phyllotreta striolata, 2721 nucleotides. The record is from the annotation of a GenBank genome assembly. Lineage: Eukaryota; Metazoa; Arthropoda; Insecta; Coleoptera; Chrysomelidae.